AUGUUCCUUCGUUCGCGGUUAACCAUGCCUGGGAUUCCACAAGCAUACCUUCUGAGUCUCACUACCAUACUAUUGUAUUUAGAGCUGAGAGAAUCUUCAUUUGAGUGCUUAGGAAGAAUAAGAAUGGCUCAGAAAGCGACGCUUGGGUACAAUCCCAUGUUCAUUCUGGCUCCUGGCCAAAAUUUCUGCAACAUUCACAGUUAUCUCGUCAUUUAUCAAACUAAGUACGACUUCACCAUUUUGUUUCCAACUGGUCUCUCGUCGGACACCACAGUAAAUGAAGACGUCAAAAAAGAGCAUAGAAAAUAUGGCGACAUAUUACAAGCUGACUUCAUAGACACUUAUCGAAAUCUUACCUUUAAAACAUACGCGCACUCUCGUUACGUAAGCCAGAAUUGUAUGAAUGUGCGAGCUGUCCUUAAAGUCGACGACGAUGUUGCUUGGAAUCUCGUGCUUAUGUUUGGUUAUCUGUCUAGAACUGAUCCUCAAGAGAAUACUCUGCAUUGCAGAACACUCGACGACGUCUUCAGCACGGGAUUAGUCGGCAGAGAGGCAGGAGUUAUAUUCAAACCAUUGUUACUGAAUAUGGAUACUAAAGACUAUCGUCCAUUCUUGAAUGGAAGUGUAAUAGCACAGUAUCUGAACCAAACAGAUGACUUCACGUCACUGAUGUACUCACUGAAAUCCGGAAAUUAUUCUCCAGUGUCCUUGACACUCCUCUGA
Necator americanus (New World hookworm) is the source of this 723-nucleotide messenger RNA. RefSeq lists its product as uncharacterized. The transcript has 5 exons. Gene Ontology annotation, cellular component: Golgi membrane. Lineage: Eukaryota; Metazoa; Nematoda; Chromadorea; Rhabditida; Ancylostomatidae. Gene Ontology annotation, molecular function: hexosyltransferase activity. The record is from RefSeq and is a predicted model, not a curated record. The coding region runs from base 1 to 723 and encodes 240 amino acids.